Molecule: messenger RNA, 8690 nt
Organism: Xiphias gladius (swordfish)
Lineage: Eukaryota; Metazoa; Chordata; Actinopteri; Istiophoriformes; Xiphiidae
Gene: uimc1
Product: ubiquitin interaction motif containing 1
Exons: 23
Coding region: 242-3493 (1083 amino acids)
Biological process (GO): positive regulation of DNA repair; double-strand break repair
Cellular component (GO): BRCA1-A complex
Molecular function (GO): histone binding; K63-linked polyubiquitin modification-dependent protein binding
Source: RefSeq, a predicted model, not a curated record
GCAGCUCGAAGGCCGCGUAGCACCACGAUGCUGCGGUUUGUUACGUCGUAGUCACAUGACUGCGUGAACAGAAACAAACAUGGCGCCGCGAAAUUGUGCAACUCUGCUAGGUUAGUUUGUCUCCGGGUCCGCACUCGAGCCGCCUGGCGGAUGAGAGGAAGGGGAGGACGCUCUUCAUCACCCUCAUCACCCAACAUCGUCCCUAUCAUCAGAUAAACCAGUCACUCAGGAGCAGACCGGGAUGGCUCUCAGGAAGCAACUAAUCAAGGAUGCGAGCGACAUGCCCUGUGAAAGCCGGCAGAUCGACAGAAACACACAGGAGGACGAAGCUGUCGACGACAGAGACGACAAGGACGAGCUCUCGUCAUCACUUCUGUCACCGUCAACAGCAAGACAAAAACGCAAGAGAGAGAAGGACAACAGGGCGAAACCCAAAGAGAUGACAGAGGAGGAGAUGAUGGACCUGGCCCUGCGUCUGAGUGAACAGGAAGCCAGUGACACUGCGCUCAGACUGCAGAGAGAAGAAGAGGCCAUGAUGAAAGCCAUCCAAGAGAGUAUGGUCGGCCAGACGCGACCCUGCCCGCCUUCCCAAAGUCAAAGCCUGCUGGCUGACGCCGAAGCCCCGUUCAGGCUCUGCUCUCGGCGAAAACUCUUGUACUCGAACGGGAAGAAGGCGUCGGCCGUCGAUCGGGGAGCGUCAGAGGACGUCUGCACGCCUCAGACAGACCUGAACCGAGAAGCAAAAGGAACCGGAGAUGAAAAUAACAACAGGAAUAAAAAGCGCAAAAGGAAAGAAGGAAGUCCUCUGCUGGAGAUGCCAGACUUGUCACAGACUCAGAAAAUCUACUCUCAGGCUUCACCCUGCAGCUCGGAGUCUCUCGUAGUGGCUCUGGACUCACCGCAGAGUUCUGAUUCGACCCAGAUCGACGACUGUCAGCUCCCUAAAUCCCCCGUCUUCCCCCGGACCGGCUGCAGAGCCAAGGUUGACGUCCCCCGCUUGAGUCAGGACCUGCUGGAAACCUGCAGAACCUCAGGGUUUGUGUUGUGCUCUCAGGACAGUGGGACCUCGACUCAGAAGUCUCAACCUGCUAGACCCAAGAGCCCGACGUUUCCUAGGAGCCCCAAAAGCUCCAGUAACCUCGCGGCAUGUCCUAAAAGUCCUGUCUUCUCAGAGGCCGAUCAGGGUGAUGAUGGAGAGACGGAGCUGAGUCCUGAGUAUCUUAAAAGUCCUGUAUUUGGCAGGAAUACUCAGCCUGAGAGGUCUCCAAGUGCCUGCAACCCCCCCGUCAGUGUCUGUAACCCGUCCCGCAAAAACUCAGGGUUCGUGUUCUCUACUCAGGAGAGUUCGACCUCCUCUGUGAGGUCCACAUCCCAUCGGCCUAAGAGCCCAGUAUUCCCAAGAAGCCCCGGCCUUCCCAAGAACCUCGGUCCCCCAGAGAGAUCAAUGGUCUGCAAAAGCCCCGUAUCUUCAGAGACUGACCAAGGACAGACUGAGCAAAGUCAUGGCUGUUCUACGAGCCGCGCGUUCGGCGGGACUGGACGAGGACAAAAGGUUCAGUCUGCGGUUCCCUCAGCUGCAGAGCGCGGAAACUCAAACGGUGACGUGAAACCACCUGCCAUCAGGGAUCCUUCUCGGAGUCCGAGGCGGGACAGCAGGACUGAUGGCAGUAAUCAGGAGGGCGGGUUUAACAAGACCCCGGUGUCAUCGAAGUCAGAUGAUGCGCGUGAGCUGAGCGAAGCAUCCAAAGACUGGAACUCGGCUGAGACGGAGCUGACCAGUGACAUGACGCUACUCUGGUCUGACGAGGGCGAGGACGUCACGCCGGUAGGCUCUCCCAGCCCGGUCUUCCCAGAGGAGAGACCUGUUCAUCAGGCAGACGGUCGGGCUGCGUCCCUGAACCACGUGACUGCAGCUUCUCCAGGGACAACCGGGUCAAACUGCAGACUGCGGGACUCCUGCACUUUCAAGGAACGGAACGGACCUUCUUCCUCUACUCCUACAUCCACCUUCCGACAGCAGCUUUCCACCACAGAGCAAGAGCUACGGCCAAUCAGCAGUCAGGGUGCGGUCAGCAGGGCGGGGCCGGCGGGCGGGCCGACGGUUCACUACUACUGGGGGGUACCCUUCUGUCCACGGGGCCUGGACCCAGACACCUACACACAGGUGAUCUUGGCUCAGAUGGAGGUCUAUGACAAGAGUCUGAAACAGGCUCAGAGGUGUCUGCUGAGGAAGGCCCCCUGGGGGGAGGCCAUCCUGCCACAGCCAGAGAAACCCCCCUCACCCGAGUCGCCCGCUGAAUCGCCUCAACAUCACGUUCCUCGAAGGGGUGGUCUCAGAAAGAGAGGGAAGAAACUGUGCGAAGCGUCGGAUACCCCUCAAGCUGAGGCAGAGGAGGAGGAAGAAGACAAGAACGAUGGAGAGGAAGAGGAGGGAAGAGAGAGGGAGAGCAAAAAAGAACAGGAGAAGAACGGGGGAGGAGAAGACGAAGACGGACAGGUGGAUAUCGAUGACUGUCAGGUUUGUCCAGCAGAAACCCAACUGAGUAACGACGACAGCACGCAAGAUCUGACGAUGGUCACCGACGCUGCAGCCGAGUUUGGAUUUCAGUCUGACUGUAGAAAAAGUCCAGAUCUCCCUGACGUCGAGAUGAUUCCCUCAAACGGCGCUCCGGCUGGGGCUGAGCUGCAGGGCGAGGAGGAGGAGGAGGAGGAGAUGGAGGUGGAGGUGGACGUGGACGCUCCAGUGGAUGGAAAGAUGGAGGGAAACAUCGCUGUCAGCAGCGGCGCCGUUGGAAGACAAGAUAUGAAAAAAGAGGAGGUAACGGAGGACAGGGGGGAUCCAGAUGUGGAGGAGAUAACGGACAGAGGGCUGCAAAGGUCAGCGUCUCCUGAAGUGGAAUCAGCCGCCAUCCCUCGGAGUCCUGAAACCAACGUGGACUGUCCCAUCUGUCAGAGAUCCUUCCCUGUGACAAAGAUCGAGGUGCACGCAGCGUACUGCGAUGGGGAGGUGGCCGUCGUGGACGAGAGGAGGCCUGAGGUCGACUGCUUCCAAUUGUCACUGAAGCCGCGUAGGAAGAGGACAAGGAGAGCCGAGGAGACUGCUGAGGAGACAAACUACGCCUCUAACACUGGCAAGAACCAAGAGAAAUGUUACAUCUGUGAGAAAGCCGUUCCUCUGAGAGACUACAGCAGACACACCGAACUCUGCAUCCGACGCUGGUCAUCGAAGACUGAAGCCAAAGUAAAUCUGGUCUCAGCUCUGGAGCAAACAGAAAACAGGAAUUCAGAGGCCGGGCCGUCGGGAUCCAAACUCCAGCCAGGAGAGGUCAUCGAUCUGCGGGACGAUGAUGAUGAAGAGGAGGACGGCGUCUCAGCGCUCAGCAUCAGUAACUCUCCCAUCAGAUCCUUCACUCCGAUCUCCGAGGCCACCGGCUGCCUUAUCGACUUCAAGAAACAGCAGCGCGCCAAGAAGCCGAGCCACAGACGCAGAUGAGGACUGAAAGUACUGGAAACCAGAGCCUUAACUAAAGACCUGGCCAAUUAUCAGGUUACCUUUAGAAACGACUGAACAACACCUUCUUCCUGAUGUCAAAUUCUGGAUAUUUAUGCAGACGAACGAACACACACUGAACGCUUGAAUGUGCAAAAAUCUCACAUCAGUUCAAAGUGCAGAGGAAAACUGAUUACAGCUCUUUCUGUGCCACUAAAUGUUUUGUAUAUUUACGUUUGUUUAUGUUGAGGAUGUUUCAGACUACCUCUUCCUGUAUUGAAACCUUUCCUUUUUCGUUACCGUAGCUUUGCGUUAACGCGUCCGUCUAACGGAGGGAUUUGGACCACGAGUGUGUAUCACAUUCACACGGACCUAAUUUCACCGACCUUUUACUGUCAGCUGGAAGUUACUGUGUGCAGCCACGCGAGCCUGUGGGGGAUAAAACCCCUUUCUGAAAUAUCUCCAACAAGUAUCGGACGGAUUGCCGUGACGUUUUUCACAGGUUUUCAUAGUCCCCAGAGGAUGAAUCCCACUGCCUUUGGUCAGCCUCUGAAGUUUCCUCUAGCGACUCCGGCAGGUCGAAGCACCUACGUUCACCAUAGUAAAAACGGUUCAAACCAACGACUGAAUUCAGCCUCACCUGUACUUUAACGCAAACGCGACACGCUGACGAUCCAAAUAUUAGCAUGCUGCUAACAACGCGCUUGUUUCUUAGCAUGCUAACAUUAAAUGCUAAACAUCAGACACUAAAAUGUUUUACAAACAUCCCAAGUUUGGAAAUUUACUGUGAUAACUGUAUAAAUGUUCACAUGCUGAAUUUUUCGUGCCGAUGCCAACAUUUUAACAAGCAGAAAAUUAAUUAGCAACUAUUCUUUCAAAUAAAAUAAUAAUUGUAGUCUUUUUUUUUUAAGCAAAAAAGGCCAAAUAUUUGAUGGUUCCAGCUACUCAGAUGUGAGGAGUUGAUGCUUUUCAUUGUCACACAUGAUAAUAAACUGAUUAUGUUUGGGUUUCGGACCGUUGGUCAGACAAAGCAGGACAACUGAACACGUCACCUUGGUCCGUUUGAAAUCAUAGCCGGCAUUUUUUCACUAUUUUCUGACACAUUACAGACAAAAUGAUGAAUUGAUUUAAUCACGAAAAUAAUCGGCAGAUGAAUCGAUAAUGAAAAGAAUCAUUAGUUGCAGCCCUAAAGAAUCUAUAAGGACAGUGUUUAUAAAUGUACGGCAUUUGUCAACAAUUAUGACUUCCUGUGAGGACGUAUUUUACACUAUUCCAGCUGUGUUUUACUAUGUUGCCGUUCUUUAUCUGUUUAUCCUCCCGUGUCCACAGGAGGAGUUACAGCUGUUGAUAAAUACAUUAAUAAACAGUUACGACUACAUUAUAGUAUAUUAUAACCCACAUAUUACAAAUGUAUAUACUGGAUAGAUAUGAUAAAUAGCUGGAUUUAUUGUAAAGUGUUACCUGCAAAAUAUUCCUUGGUAAAUGCCUGACCUCUGAAUUGCUGCCCUCGUGUCUGAUCUUUCUUACUAUUCAAAGGGGUCUGGUGUCGUGUUCACUGAAUGGACGACUACUGAGUCAAUGAGAACUCUAGAGGCCGAAUUAAAACUGGGGACGUCAUCUCCCUCUGCCAGUGCUAGAAAAAUUGAGACAAAAAUGGCAGGUGUGGAGUCAGGGCUGCGACUAACUUAAUGAUUUUUUUUUUGUUUGUUUUUACAUUAUCUGUUAUUCUGCCAAUUAUUUUCUUGAUAAAUCCCUUGAUUUUUAACAUUUCAGAAAAUAAUAACAGUUUUAAUACCCUAGAGCCCUGACAUCAUCAGAUCCCUUUUUAAAUCCGAACAGCAAAGAUAUUCAUUUAACGAUUAAAAAUGACCGAGAAAAGCAGAAAACUCUCAUUUGAGAAGCAGCAACGACUGAAACUGGUGUUUUCAACGACUGCGAGCAACAAUUAAAAGCCGAGUUCGUCGUAUUCAUUCUUUGCUUUGGGACGCGAGCGCUUUGCUUCUCAGGGCAGUGUAGCUGAAGUCCUACACACCGGCGGCGUUAAUUCUCCAGAGAAGCAGCAGCUUUAUCACAUUCGCAGCCAGGAUCAGUGCGUCUCGGCCACUGUAACCCGACCACUUCUUCCGUCAGCGCUGAGCUUCGGAUGCGGUCGAGGGACGGAAGACGCACAUGGCCGAGUGGAGACGAGAAGCACCUGAAACGUUAAAACAGGCCAAAAAAGCAAAAGCUGAUCCCGGCUGCAGCUUUCUGAUGCUGAUUAUUUCCUUCACUCAGUUGUUUUGUCUAAAAAACAGUGAGACACCCGCUUAGAAUGUAAAAUCUGACACAAUCAGAGCCCCCGUUUAAAACACUGAAGAAAGUUCUCGUCCUUUGUCUCGUUUCCAGACAAAUGUUAACAUUUCUUAGCACACAAAUGGGAAUCGAAACGGCUUCCUGUAAACCCCCCCCCCAAGUACUCGAGCACGCAGUCUGUGGAAGGAAGCACGUCGCAUCUAAAGCCCCAAGACUCUGACUUUCCUCUUGAAGGUCACAAACUUGCCAGAGGGGGUGGUUGAUGGCCGCAUCAAGACCGCGCAGCAUUGUGUUUAACCCGUGUUGGGGAGUUUAUUUCACAUUUUCACUCCAGCAGCUCAGAAAUGUCGUCACUGUCCUGUAAAGUCAUUUUGUUUCUUUUCUGACCAUGAAUUGUUUUCGGUCUGGACCAUUUUUAUCGCCCUCUGACCACAACACAGCAGGAAAAUAUCUCAAAAUAUUUUCUCCUCAGAGUUGACGCUGAUGAGACGCAAUAUACUACACGUUUUCUUUUUUCCGACAUUCUUUCAUUUCUUUGGCCUUGAAUACUGCAACAGCACUUCAGACUGACAUUGGCCAGUUUUUCGAAUGAGCAGAAUUGAAGUCACUGUAACGUGCUGAGGCCACACGUUGGCUCAUUGAAGGAAGCGAUCCGGCUGAUGCUACGCGAUCUUGUUCCCGGAGCACGCAUUUCUGGAGCUGAGACCACGAGCUUCAGUUUUAUCGUCCCUGAGAAGGUCUGUCUUCACGCGGCCACAGGUGAUGCAGCGUUUGUUCACUGCUCUGCGCCACUGCCUCAUUUUGCUGCUGCUGUUACAUUCUAGCUCCAAACGGCCGACCUGAGGUUUGUAUUUCCUGUGAGACUUUGAGGCAAUGCAACAGCGUGCGCGUUGAUCUUUUGUAAGACUCUGUCACAAUGUUGUAGUUGCAACCAACCGGGCCAAAGUUUAGGAGAAAAAAACUGUAAGGAAAGGAAGUGAAAGAUGACCUUCUUAAAAGCUGUUUAUCCAGUGUGUAGUAAAAAUUGUACCGUAGAUUCUCAAAUAGUGGCCCGGGCCUUUAUUUCCCUCAGUGGCAGAGAGAACCAGGACUUAAUUUGGGACAGGUUUACAGUCCAGAAUGUUAAGUAUCUGGACAGUUUUGUUCUUCAGCUCAUUUAAUUUGAAAUGACAUGAUGGAUAAUACAUUGAAGUGACAAGUGUCAGCUUUAAUUUGAGGAGGUUUACAUCAAUAUAGAAAGAACUGUGUUGGAGAUACAGCCCAUUAAACGCAUACUGCCCAAACUUUAGGCGUUCGAAAGUAAUACGACGGAUACACACGACAGACAAGCCAAACAAAAUCAUCAUAUUUAAUAUUUAGUGUAAAACACUUUGCAGUCAGUGACUCCCUGAAGUCUCUGAUCCACAGGCAGCAGCAGACUCUCCGUAUCUCCCCUGGUGAUGGUCUCCCCGAGCUUCACCGCAGCCUCCUACAGCUCUUGCUUGUUGUGGGGGUCUCUCUGCCUCUAGACUGGUCUUCACCAAGCGGACCGCUGCUCGGUGGGACUGAGAUCAGGUGAUUGACUCGGCCAGUCGAGGAUUAUCCACCUCCUCACCGUGAGAAGCUCUGGCCGUCGUCCUGCUGAAUGAUGAAACGUCGCCCAGUGGGUUUUGAUGCCGAAUCUGAGCUCUCAGAACGCCCCUGUAAACCUCUGCACUCACCCGGCUGCUUCCGUCACCAGUGAAAUCAUCAACAAAUGCCAUCGUGUCGGUUCCACCGGCAGCCGUUCAUGCCCGAGCCAUAACAGAUCCACCGCCAUGUUUGACAGAUGAGGUGGGGGCUCUGGGUCAUGAGCUGUUUCUUGUUUUUUCUCUACACUUUCCUCCUAUCAUUUCGACAGAGGUUGAUUUUAGUUUCACGAGUCUGCAGAACUUUGUUCCAGAACUCUGCCGGUUUCUCCUUGUGUGUUUUUGAGAACCGUAGCCUGGCCUUUCUGUUUUUGGAGGUUCUACCAGGGGGGUUUGCAACUUGUGGUGAAUCCCCUGAGGUUCGGGUGAUGAAGUCGUCUCUUGAUCGUUGACGAGGAAACGCGAACUCCUACGUCCCGGAGAGUGUCCACGACUUGCUGUGCAGUCAUAAAUGAGUUUUUUUCAUCGCCGUGGAAAUGGUUUUCUGCUCCGUGGUCAACCAGGUCGUUUGCCAUUUUCUAGUUUUCCUGCUCCAACACCUGCUUUUUUAGAAAUGGACCCAACUGCUGAUUGAGGCAAACCAACCACUUUUGAUGUCUCUCUGGUGGAUUUUUGCUUCUUUGAGCUUCUUUAUCAUCUUUCUGCACCACCAAACUGGGGAAAACCAGUUCUUCGUGGAGCUGGCUUUCGUCACAGGCGUGUCGUCAAAGGAAACAAAAGUUUAAAGCAAACUAUUGUCUCAUUUAUCAGUCAGUAUGUUUUUGUGUCCACCUGAUUUAAUGCACAUUUUCAAUACGUGUUUAAAAAACCCAGAGUGGAAAUGCUAUAAAAUUUAAAAAAAAAAAACAAAACCAAAGUGUGUUUAAUCUAAAUAAGCUUGGCUGAGGUGUAAAAGUUGCUGUGUGACCAAAAAACACUGAUCAGGAACAGGAAUCAUGAGACUCUAACGUCACCUCCAGCGAAGAGCGGGAAACCAUCAGGUCUGUGCGGAGCCACGAGGAGACUGGAACCUCCCUCCAUCGGGUUCUCCACACGGUUUCCCAUCGUCUGACCUCUGACCCGAGCUCUCGUAGUGACCUCGUCUCGCGGCGUCCUCUUCUUCCGUGCUGGUUUAAUGGCAGCGACUGGAGAAUCGGCUCAUAUUCACACAGCAGCGGUGGAGGGAAACAAGGAUCCAUUUGCAUUUUCUUUUGCCGAUUUUUUUUUUUUUUCUGGAGGAUUUGCUUAAAAUUUGUGUUAAU